UGACGUUGAUCUAAUGUCAUAAUCUAAUAUGUAUUUAAUAAUACAUAAUAUGUAUUUAAUAAUACGUAUUAUGUAUUUAACGUACUUAAGUGGAGUAUAAACACAUUAAUGAGUGGACUUUUCUGUGUGUUGACAGGAAUAUUGACGACUUUUACGUCACCGGAUGACUCCACUUUCUCUCCAUCCUAUUGGUCAGGAGGCGCCGUAGGCGGGGCUUGCAGGGCAUCUUCUCCCCUGUUGGCCAGGAAGUGUAGUGGGCGGGGCUUGCAGGGUGUCUUUCCCCGCCGCUGCGAUCAUUCAGCAUCAGUGUGAAAGUUGACCCGGGACGAGAUGGAGUUCUACCUGGACCUGCGCUCCCAGCCCUGCAGGUCUUUGUACCUGUUCGCUAAAGCCGCCAACAUCCCCUUUACCUUUAAACUCGUCGACCUGGCGCAAGGGGAGCAGUUCAACGAAGAAUUUGGCAAGCUCAGCCCAAUCCGGAAAGUUCCAGUCCUGAAGGAUGGCGACUUUGUCCUAACUGAGAGCGUGGCCAUCCUGCAGUACCUGGUCGAGAAGCACGCCUCCUCUCUGCCGGACCACUGGUACCCGGUGGACUUGCGCCGGCGAGCGCGGGUUAACGAGUAUCUGUCGUGGCAGCACAUGAACCUGCGAGCGCACGGGUCCAUGGUCUUCCUGCUCAGGACCUUUUACACGGUGGUCAUGGGACAUGAGGUGCCCAAGGACAAGAUGGACAACGCCGUCGCCGAUCUCAACGAGUCCCUGGACCUGCUGGAGCAGAAGUUCCUCCAGGACCGAGCCUUCGUCGCCGGCCAGCAGAUUUCUGUGGCCGACAUCGUGGCGUACGCGGAAAUCCUGCAGCCCGUGGGCAGCGGCCUGGACGUGUUUGCGGGCCGUCCCAAGCUGGUGGCGUGGCGGGAAGGCGUGAAGGCAGAGUUUGGAGCGGAGCUGCUGGACGAAGUGGACCAGGCCAUCAUGGCGACGGGAAGUCUGCCGCAGACGCUGCAGCAGAGCAAAGGCAUGGAAAUGCUCCGACCCAAGUUCUCCAAGAUGUUCUCCUGAGGGGCGUGGCCACACGUCAAAUGACCAUAACUAAUGAAAGGUCAUGUGACGUCUGCACACAACAAUACUCUCAGAAAUAAAACUGACAACAAAAAUCAUUUGAAAAACUUG
Messenger RNA from Entelurus aequoreus (snake pipefish), 1170 nucleotides. RefSeq names its product glutathione S-transferase theta-3-like. Gene Ontology annotation, biological process: glutathione metabolic process. The record is from RefSeq and is a predicted model, not a curated record. Gene Ontology annotation, cellular component: cytoplasm. Gene Ontology annotation, molecular function: glutathione transferase activity. Lineage: Eukaryota; Metazoa; Chordata; Actinopteri; Syngnathiformes; Syngnathidae. The coding region runs from base 331 to 1059 and encodes 242 amino acids. The transcript has 5 exons.